AUGAAUUGUCUUCAUCUUCUCGACAAUUGUGCAGUUUUCGAAGACGACGACAUUCUGUGGCUAGAAGAUUUUUGUGAUUCUUAUGAAUUCUUGACUGGAAAUUUUCAUCCCUGUGCUCUGAAAAUUGACAAGAACACAAAGGAUCCGUGUGUUCAGCAAUAUUUGGUCAAUUCUCCAUAUUUUAUGAAGAUCCACGACUUUAUCCUCAGGAUCAUACUCAUGAUAGGGUCCGAAGCCUCGAUGGAACACUUCGAAAAUCAAAACGCUGAAUGCCCACGAAUCAUUCGCUUCGAUACUAAUCUUCUUUUCUAUUGCUUCUGCUCUCGGAAUCCAUUUGGAACUAAACGAACAGCAGGUUGUGCAGUUGAAGUACUGUAUGAGGGUCUCGAGGAAGCAAAAGGAACUGAUUCGUUGGCAAUUUGGUAG
Molecule: messenger RNA, 426 nt
Organism: Caenorhabditis briggsae
Lineage: Eukaryota; Metazoa; Nematoda; Chromadorea; Rhabditida; Rhabditidae
Exons: 4
Coding region: 1-426 (141 amino acids)
Source: RefSeq, a predicted model, not a curated record